ACGGCCGACCUGAACACGCACGUGGGCACGGCGAACCAGGCGACAUCCCCGCGACUACGCUGUCUCCGGCGCCGGGUUCCUCGUCGCUCCUCCUCGCGAGGCGGCCGUUCCCUCCCCGGGCGCUGAAGGCCGUACCAAGGAAACCUGCUUCGAAUUGAAGCGCGGGCAAUUUAAGCUGCCCUGAGUAGGGCCUAGGUAAACUUUCCGGUCUUUCGCGAUUCCAGAGCUCUGCCGCCGACGAAACCACCGGCUCGUGGUAACCUUGUUGUCGUUGGAGGGAUCCAGAUGGCCGCGGAGGUGGAUCAGAAAGUGGUGGUGCACGUGCGGUCCACGGGUGAUGCGCCGAUCCUAAAGCAAUCCAAAUUCAAGAUUUCAGGACGAGAUAAGUUUUUGAAGGUCAUAGAGUUUCUUCGCCGACAACUUCAUCAAGAUACACUGUUUGUCUAUAUCAACAGUGCAUUUUCGCCAAACCCAGAUGAACUGGUAAUUGACUUGUAUAAUAACUUUGGAAUUGAUGGGAAGCUGGUGGUAAAUUAUGCUUUGUCAGCAGCAUGGGGCUAAGGCUGAACUUGCAGUAAAAUGGAAAAAAGGAGACCAUUCUGCAUGGCGAUUGUAAAUCACAUCUAGUUUUAGUGUUAGUCAUACACUGUAGAUCUCUCUAUAAAGCUUAUGCAUAUUUUAUCAUCACCAAAACAUAUUUUCCUCCUUCCAACGAUUCUACCAAUGCUGCUCAAUACUGUUCCACACGUGACACACCACAGUCGAUGCUCGUGGUAAUCGCUUUCUGGUUUGUGUAAUGCACCGAUGAAGAUGGUGGGGUGGAUUGGAUGAACUGGAAAACUGCUUUAACAGCUUCACAAUCUCCCUAAACCCUCACUCUGUCCUA
Messenger RNA from Sorghum bicolor (sorghum), 886 nucleotides. Its product is annotated as ubiquitin-like protein ATG12. The coding region runs from base 286 to 561 and encodes 91 amino acids. NCBI's taxonomy places the organism in Eukaryota, Viridiplantae, Streptophyta, Magnoliopsida, Poales, Poaceae. Gene Ontology annotation, cellular component: cytoplasm; Atg12-Atg5-Atg16 complex; phagophore assembly site membrane. The transcript has 5 exons. The record is from RefSeq and is a predicted model, not a curated record. Gene Ontology annotation, biological process: C-terminal protein lipidation; autophagosome assembly; autophagy of mitochondrion.